Molecule: messenger RNA, 531 nt
Organism: Strongylus vulgaris
Lineage: Eukaryota; Metazoa; Nematoda; Chromadorea; Rhabditida; Strongylidae
Source: the annotation of a GenBank genome assembly
UGGCUCAUGCUUGCCGAAGCUAUCGAACAUUAUAAGCUGCAGGGUGUUGAUCACUUCUAUCUUUAUGUGAAGGACAAGGAUGACUAUUCCUACAAGUUGAUAGAAAGUUACGAACAAAGUGGAGAAGUAGAGGUGAUCAAUUUGCGAACAACGCUAGACCGGCCUGGAGAAGAAUGGCAAUUUGUUGGAAUUCAGGAUUGUCUUCAACGCAGUCGUCAUCACUCAAAAUAUGCGAUAUUUUCAGACCUUGACGAACGCAUAACACCGAGUGACAAUGUUACGCUACGCCAUUAUGUUGGGGCAAUUAUGAAGGAUUACGCUGCAAUGUACUUCCAACCUCGUCGAAUACUUCGAACAAGUCGCGUUCCAGAACGAUAUGAGGGGGACGUAACUCUUCGCGCACAUCUCCCAACAUUGGUCUUCAACAAUUCUACAAUUAUCUCUCCUCCGGGUACUCUCGAUAAAUGUAUUCUUGAUCCAACUAGGGUAUUCAUUAUGGAUGUUCAUAACGUUGCGGUAUUUUUCCCUGGG